AAACCCUUCGUUCUUCAGUAGGGUUGCAACAGUCAGUCAGACAGACGCCACCACUACAUCUUUCUCUCUCUACAACUGAACUAUCAACCAUUCGUGUGUGUGUUUUCUACACCUACUUUCUCUCUCUAGAACCCUUUAAUUUACAACACAAACAAUGGGCGCUUCUCUGCCUCCGAAAGAGGCCAAUCUGUUCAAGUUAAUCGUCAAAUCUUACGAAACCAAACAGUACAAGAAGGGGUUGAAGGCUGCCGAUGCUAUAUUGAAGAAGUUUCCAAAUCAUGGAGAAACUCUUUCAAUGAAAGGAUUAACACUGAACUGUAUGGAUCGUAAGCCAGAAGCAUACGAGCUAGUACGGUUGGGAUUAAAGAAUGAUUUGAAAAGCCAUGUUUGUUGGCACGUGUAUGGUCUUCUCUAUCGUUCAGAUAGAGAGUAUAGGGAGGCAAUAAAAUGUUACCGGAAUGCUCUGCGGAUAGAUCCAGAUAACAUUGAAAUACUGAGAGACCUAUCGUUAUUGCAGGCACAAAUGCGAGACUUGGCUGGUUUUGUUGAAACCAGACAACAGUUGCUGACAUUGAAACCAAGUCAUCGAAUGAAUUGGAUCGGUUUUGCAGUUUCUCAGCAUCUGAACUCAAAUGCAUCCAAAGCCAUUGACAUUCUAGAAGCAUAUGAAGGGACUCUUGAAGAAGAUUAUCCUCCAGAUAACGAACGCUGUGAACAUGGUGAAAUGCUGUUAUACAAGAUAUCUUUAUUAGAGGAAUGUGGAUUGCUUGAAAAAGCUCUUCUUGAGUUACACAAGAAAGAAUUGAAGAUAGUUGAUAAAUUAUCCUACAAGGAAGUGGAGGCUUCUCUUCUUGUGAAGCUUAAUCGCCUUCAAGAAGGUGAAAAAUUGCACAGAGUUCUGUUAUCAAUGAAUCCCGACAAUUACAGAUACUAUGAAGGAUUGCAAAAAUGUGUUGGACUAUAUUCGAAAAAUGGUCAAUAUUCCUCUGAUGAAGUUGACCAAUUGGACUCGUUAUACAAGUCACUUGGGCAGCAAUACACCUGGUCUUCUGCUGUUAAGAGAAUCCCAUUAGAUUUUCUAGAGGAUGUAAAAUUUCGAGAUGCAGCUGAUAACUAUAUUAAGCCGCUCCUAACAAAGGGAGUCCCUUCACUUUUCUCGGAUCUUUCUCCUUUAUAUGAUCAUCCUGGCAAGGUUUGUGCAAGCUACCAUCUAGAAACAUCUAGAUCAUUUCACUUCAUGAUUCCUUAUAUUACUAUGAUAAAUCUCUCUCCUUUUUUACAGGCUGAUAUUCUUGAAAAGUUGCUCCUUGAUUUGGAGGAAUCAGUUAAAACCGCUGGUGGAUACCCCGGAAGAUCGGAAAAAGAGCCCCCUUCAACGCUGAUGUGGAUCUUGUUUUAUCUGGCUCAACAUUAUGACAGACGUGGGCUGUAUGAUGUUGCUCUUGCUAAAAUCAAUGAGGCUUUGCAACACACUCCGACUGUCAUUGAUCUAUACUCCGUUAAGAGCAAAAUAUUAAAACAUGGCGGGGACUUCACUGCUGCUGCUGAGCUGGCAGAUGAAGCUAGAUGCAUGGAUCUUGCAGAUCGAUACGUCAACAGCCAAUGUGUCAAAAGAAUGUUGCAAGCUGACCAGGUUCUACUUGCAGAAAAGACAGCUGUAUUAUUCACAAAAGAUGGAGAACAACACAAUAAUCUUCAUGACAUGCAAUGCAUGUGGUACGAACUUGCGUGUGGAGAAAGUUACUUCCGGCAGGGUGAUCUUGGGCGUGCUUUAAAAAAGUUCUUAGCUGUGGAGAAACAUUAUGCUGACAUCACAGAAGACCAGUUUGACUUCCAUUCUUAUUGUUUAAGAAAAAUGACCCUGCGUUCCUAUAUCGAAAUGCUAAGGUUUCAAGAUCGGCUUCAUGCACAUGAUUACUUUAGGAAAGCAGCAAUUGGAGCUAUAAAAUGCUACAUCAAGCUGUAUGAUACCCCUUCAAAGUCAUCAACGGAAGAAGAAGAUGAACUUGCAAAAUUACCUGCUUCUCAAAAGAAGAAAUUGAGGCAAAAACAGAGGAAGGCUGAAGCACGAGCUAAAAAGGAGGCAGAAGUGAAGAGUGAGGAAGCAAACGUUGGUGGCGUUUCUAAAUCUGGUAAACGACAGGUCAAACCAGUUGACCCGGAUCCACAUGGAGAGAAGCUAUUGCAGACUGAAGAUCCUUUAAUGGAAGCUGGAAAGUAUCUGAAGUUGCUGCAAAAACAUUCAUCCGAUUUCUUGGAGACACAUUUGCUUUCUUUUGAAGUAAAUCUGAGAAAGAAAAAGAUUUUACUUGCAUUGCAGGCUCUGAAGCAUCUACAACGAAUGGAUCCUGGAAACCCAGAUGCUCAUCGAUGUUUGUUGAGAUUUUUCCAUGAAGUUGCAUCAAUGCCAGCCCCUGCCACUGAUGGUGAAAAACUUAUUUCGGGCGUCUUGGAAGCAGAGCGACUAACUUUCAGUCAGUUGCAUGGUAAAUCUCUGACGGAAGCAAAUACUGUUUUCCUCGAGCAACAUAAAGAUUCCUUAUUGCACAGAGCAGCAGUAGCCGAGAUGAUUUAUUGUCUAGAACGGAACAAGGGUGAUGCGAUUAAAUUGAUAGAAGAAUCACCCAAUAAUCUUGUGUCGAGUAAUGGAUCGGUUAGAGAAUGGAAGCUAAAAGACUGUGUUGCAGUUCACAAAAUGUUGGGGACGGUUUUCAAUGAUAAUGAUGCUGCAACAAGGUGGAAACUCCGAUGUGCAGAAUAUUUUCCAUACUCAACCUACUUUGAAGGCCGAAACUGCUCUACUCAUGCUUUAAACAAAGAUUCCAAACAAACGGAGUCUGAAAACGGUUCAGUUGAAUUUCUUCCAUCAAGUGCAUUGAAAAAUCUAGCAAUCUAGAUAAACACAAGAAUGCAAAUUUUUUCUUGGGUAUAACUUCAAAUUGACAAACUUCCAUGCACUAAUUUUGCGGGUUUGGUACAAUGAUUAAAUAACACGACAGCCGACCUAGGUAAAACAAAAAAAAAGACACCAUAAACCUUUGUACCAUUAGUCGUAGAGUUUUUACGUUUCUAAAACGGUGUAUACUUGUUUACGUGUAUGGUUUUUGAGGUUUUUUUUUCCUUUUCGAUAGAGGAAGAGUCGAGAAGAUCCCAAAAGUAUGUUGUACUUUUUAUUUUUCAAACUUGUACAAAUGCUAUGAAAAUUUUGGCAUUGAGGGUUUUUACUGCUAUAAACAAGUUGAUCAACAUUAAUGUG
Messenger RNA from Helianthus annuus (common sunflower), 3256 nucleotides. Its product is annotated as N-terminal acetyltransferase A complex auxiliary subunit NAA15. Gene Ontology annotation, molecular function: protein binding; protein-N-terminal amino-acid acetyltransferase activity. Gene Ontology annotation, cellular component: cytoplasm. The record is from RefSeq and is a predicted model, not a curated record. The coding region runs from base 155 to 2896 and encodes 913 amino acids. The transcript is spliced from 25 exons. NCBI's taxonomy places the organism in Eukaryota, Viridiplantae, Streptophyta, Magnoliopsida, Asterales, Asteraceae. Gene Ontology annotation, biological process: N-terminal peptidyl-methionine acetylation.